This is a messenger RNA of Pygoscelis adeliae (Adelie penguin), 1871 nucleotides long. RefSeq names its product CD59 molecule, complement regulatory protein (gene CD59). The transcript is spliced from 4 exons. The coding region runs from base 50 to 409 and encodes 119 amino acids. Lineage: Eukaryota; Metazoa; Chordata; Aves; Sphenisciformes; Spheniscidae. The record is from RefSeq and is a predicted model, not a curated record.
UUUCCCUGCUCAACAGUAGGUCAUACAGACAGGAAAAAAAGUAAGAAGCAUGAUCAAGAUGAACUGCAUCCUGUUAACCGCCUGCGUUGUUCUGGUUGCUUUUUGUAGUUGCGGUUAUACCCUAAGGUGUUACCACUGUGAGAACAGCCCUUCCUUGUGCAAGACCAAUAGCACUUGCUUAGCAACUGAAGAUACUUGCUUGCAGAUGAAAUUUGGUAAAUUGAGAACUUCCUCCUGCUGGAAGGCAUCCCAGUGCAGUGUGAAUGAUAUUGCUGAAUUCUUCCAGUUGGAUAAUUUUGAAUUCUUUUGCUGCCAACACGACUUGUGCAAUGAGAGCGCAAUUACUGGGGUUAACAAAGCAGCCUUCAGUAUUGCCUCUGUAAUGACCAUGUUAUGGAUGGUUCUGUAAUAAUCCUGAUUUGUAUGCCGUACUUUCAAGCUGAAAUUAUACAAAAUCAUUAACUCUUUUCUGAAUUGUACUUCUCACAUUUGUAGUUCCUAACUGUGGGCUGAAACGUUACCUUUUACUUUUAAAUUCCGUUUCCUAAGGUUCCAUCUGUUAAAUCACUGUUGCCAUUCAUGGGAAGGAGACGUAUAUUGUUAUCAGUUAUAGGGAAUUCGGGUAUUUUGGCCUGCCGUAUUCAUGGGGAAAAUAACUUGUUAUGAAGUAGCGUUAUCUUUGUGGAGAACCUGGGCAAACUUCAGUGGGUGAUGUGAAAGGAAAAGACUACUAUAGGUUUUAUGCUGCAAAACACUCGUUUCUCACCGUCCCAUAAAUUGCAAUUAAUUUUGGUUGGGAUUUCUGGGUUUUUGUGUUUGGGGUUUGUUUUUUUUUUUGGAUGCUACCUUGUCAUACCCCAAGCAGUGGAUUUGCCCUCAACACCAGAAGUGUUGGAUCGUGAGUAUAAACUUGCUGCAGUCUUCAUAAGGAGUAUGGAAAUACUUAGUGUCAAGCGAUGUAGACUCUGUUCCCAUCACUGUAACUUUUUUUUUUCUUUAUACAAAUGAAUUAUAUAACCUUGUAGGCACUGUUAUUUUGGGAGAAAGCAUCUACGUUUCUUAAACCAAAACCAAAACAAUGCUAUAAGUGAGAAACACUUUUCCCUCUUUUUAUAUUUCUGCGAGCAUGCAGACAACACAUGCUAACUUCUUUUUUUUUUCCUUAUACUUUAUCCAUGUCUAGGAUUUUAACUAAGCAUGUGCUUUGCACUGAGUAUUUACUGGUAUACUGAAAAUUGUUUAUGGAAUGCUAAGGAAUUGAAAUGGCACAUCCAGUUUAUUUUCCGGCAUAGUUAGCUUUUGGUUUUUUGUUGGGAACAGUGACAUGUAAACUUAACCCUUCAAGCUUCUACCUAAGAGUAUUAAACAAAACCUCGCAGAACUUUAUAUUUUGCCUUUUAUGCGACUCUAUAAAUGCCAAUACAAAAUAUACAUGUAUCUAUAUAGCAUGAAUAAAACCCACUCAGUUUGUAUGUAUAAGAGGUCUGAAGCUGAAAUACUCUGUACAUUGCUCUGCCUCAGUGGUGGAGACAGACCUUUGAUACUUCUCCAGUACUUGGGGACCCUCUCAGUCAGGUACAAUGUCAAAUUCUCCUUUUCCUCUUCUGGAGCUCUUGGCGUGUCCCUGCAAGAGUCGUGGUCCAUUGCCAAUGGCGUAUUCUAUUCCUGAGGACCCUCGCUUGUGCUGUGCAGGGUGCCAGUGACACCAGUUCACCCAGUCAUUACAAGGGUGUUACUCCAAAUCCAUGAUGUAUUCUGCAAUGUAUCUUUUGGUUAAGCGUAUCUUAGCUAUGAAAGCAUUCUGGGAUCUCUCUGAUCACUCGAAAUAUGGAAGUCGUCCUGUCUUUGAUUAAUAAAAAUGUCGAAAAUGU